This is a messenger RNA of Vespula vulgaris, 1719 nucleotides long. RefSeq lists its product as uncharacterized. The transcript is spliced from 5 exons. The record is from RefSeq and is a predicted model, not a curated record. Gene Ontology annotation, cellular component: extracellular region. Lineage: Eukaryota; Metazoa; Arthropoda; Insecta; Hymenoptera; Vespidae. The coding region runs from base 272 to 1525 and encodes 417 amino acids. Gene Ontology annotation, molecular function: chitin binding.
CAUCGUACCAAGGUCGUCCUGGACAGUACGAUUUGCAAAAGGAAUUUACGAUCAUCGAGUUUAUCAUAUUGGAGUUUUAUAAAAAUUUUUAUCGUUGUCACUGUUGUUGCUAAAUUCAUAAAAAUCAGUUGAGGAUUUUGAAAAAAAAUUCUUUUGUUCUUUUUUUCAUUUCUUUUCUUUUCUGGUGGUUGCAGGGAAAGAUAUAACGACGAUUGUUGUUCGUACUUCGUAAUAAAAAAUAAGAAAAAAUAUAUAUAUAUAUACGUACGAAAUGAAGUUAGGCUACUUGCUCGUUUUAUUUUACCUUGGGGUUAGUAUGGCCACGAGAAGAAGCAGAUCAACAACGUCUGCGACUGGAGUAACGUCUACGACAUUGAAGAAUGACGAUGAACUGAGCUAUCCAGAAUCAAGUGAAGAAUUGGAACAUCCAUGGGACAGUAUAAAGUUACAGAAAUUAGAUGGUCGAUCGAAUGUUUGGUCGAACGAUCAUAAUACUACCGUCGAUAAUACCGUCAUUAUUAGCCGCGAUAAUGGUGGAAUAAUCGAGGGAAAACAAUAUGGAGAAAUACCGAAUCCAAUUUCCAUACCAAAUCCAAUUUCGCCUACUUACGCGCCGUCCUCUCGUCCACCUUUGCCGUCCGGUUGUUUGGCCUCUAGAGGACAAUUUUCAAGUGAGAAAAAUUGUGCUAAUUAUUUGAAUUGUUGGGACGACGUUGUCAUUGAACAAACAUGUCCGAAUGGAUUGUUAUUCAAUGACUUUACCAAUUUCUGCGAUUUCGAUUACAACGUAAAUUGCGGCAAAAGACCACUCCCAACUCCGAAACCGCCAUUACCGCCGGGGUCAAAGUUAUGCCCGGAUACAUACGGACGUUACCGUAGCUCGUUGAACUGCUCGGAAUUCUACGUUUGUCUUGCCAAUAAACCCAUCAAGUUUGGUUGUCCUCGAGGAUUGGUCUACAAUGACGAAUUGGGCGUAUGCGAUUAUCUACGUAACGUCGACUGUAAAGGUAGUGCCACACCAAAACCUCAACAAUCAACGACUCAAUCUUGGUCACAAUCGUCCGUUUCUAUUCAGUAUCCUCCUUCGUAUCCCUCGCAAUCUCCUUACCCGACGCAACAACCAUCUUACAUUCCGCAGCAACCAACAAGACCAAGUUCCCCUUAUCUCGGUAGUUCAUGGGUUAGUAACGUCAACGGUGAAUUAUGGCAGCAACGUUCCGGCAACAAGGAACAGGAAUUAGAAAAGGAGGAUAAAGAAAAGGAUACGGAGUCGAAGAAACCGGAAAUAAUCGAGGAAUUAACAGAAUCUUCGAGUAUAACGAAUCCAUGGACUAUUCUUCAUACGAUACCGGCGUCCAUGAGUAAAAUUCCUUGUACCGAUGGUGAUUUCCAUAAACUCGAUGAAACGUGUACAAGUGUACUCGUCUGUAGAUCUGGUCGACCACAGUUAGUACGGUGCACAACGGGGAUGAUCUACGAUAGAUCUACGGAUUCUUGCAAACCGUUUACGAUUGCUAAAUGCUAACUUAAGAAACAAACUCGAAACUAAACGUUCGUCAAAGGAUUCUCGAAACCAGUGAUGGAACCAUAUCUUUUUUUUGCAAUUUAACGAUCUCGUCAAAAGAAUUUUUAAUGAUUCGUAAUGCGCAUAUACAUGUCAAAUAAAUCGAACGAUUGAUUUAUUACGAAAUAAUAAAUUAACAUUGUAAACUAAGAAAG